Caenorhabditis bovis is the source of this 1206-nucleotide messenger RNA. The record is from the annotation of a GenBank genome assembly. Lineage: Eukaryota; Metazoa; Nematoda; Chromadorea; Rhabditida; Rhabditidae.
AUGGAUUAUUAUUUUCCAUUGCUGGGGGACGGCAUUAUGAGGGUUCCGGAAGAAUGGGAGCGCGAAAUGUUUUUCGAAGAUGACGACGAUGAGGACGAUGAAUUCGGAUCACGUCACGCUGAGAUUUUCGGGUUGUUUGAGCCAACGAGAUACCCGGAACCGACGAAGCGUCGUAAAAUUUAUCCACGUGUUAGAAGCCCAAUUAUUACGAGAUCGAUUACACGCAAAAGAGCGGAGGAUUUGGUGGCGGAAAAGUGCACGAUCUGUUUGGAAGACGCUGUCGACGCGUAUGGCUGCAAUUUGUGCAAGCAGCUGAUUGGAUGCAAAUCAUGCGUCAUGAGAUGGAAGGAAACACCGCAGUAUUUUAGCAACCCUCGUGUUGGCACUUGUCCGCUUUGCCGCGCGAUUUGGUCGCCGAGCUCGACGAAGCCGAUGCACAUCAUCAACAAGCAGGCGGAGAAGAAGAAGGAGCCAAAGAAGAAGGCGGCGCCGAAGAAGAAGAAGAAGAAUAACAAGAAACGGAAUGCGUUCUCAUCGGAAAAUGAGGAUGUGACGAGGGAAAACGAUGAAGAAGCCGAUGAAUUGGAUACUGAUGAAUUUUCCGAAGAGUACACAAUUGAAGAAUGCGAUAUAAGUGGUGUGACGGCUGCCGAGAAUUUCAUGCAAUGCAAAGAAUAUCAGCAUUUCGAAACGCGAUUCGAAUUCAAAAUCGAGGGACCACUUUUGAAGAUUCUUGAGCAGGAUCCCGAAUUGCACAAAGAAGCGAUAAGACUUUUGAACAAAUAUGAAGCUGCGUAUAUUGGAUUUGAAACUGAUCGAUUGCGGCAGGAGGAGAAGAAAUCGCCGAUUGAGGAGGUUGUUCAAAAUGUAAAGAAGCAUUUUGCGAAGAAAGAGCCAAAACCACUGCUCUAUGAGCCUCAUACGCCAUGUUUAUUCUGCACGGAACGACCCGAUAUCCCCUUUGGAUGCCUUUCCUGCCAACAGUUGCUUGGAUGUCAAUCGUGCAUUAUGCGAUGGUACUGGAAGGGCGUGUUCACCAGCAACCCAUCAAGCUGUCCUGUAUGCCGUCACACUUGGCAAUUCGGUCCCAACACGACAUCAUACUUGAGAUUGAAUGCGCUUCAAAGAAUCGCCGACGAGGUUAUCGAGAAGAAGGAGUGCGAAAAGAAGAAGAAGAAGUCGCUUCUUGCCAUUUUGAAAUUGUAA